Messenger RNA from Acytostelium subglobosum LB1, 600 nucleotides. RefSeq lists its product as hypothetical. The record is from RefSeq and is a predicted model, not a curated record. Bases 1 to 600 code for a protein of 199 amino acids. Lineage: Eukaryota; Evosea; Eumycetozoa; Acytosteliales; Acytosteliaceae. The transcript has a single exon.
AUGACUGGCAGUUUAAUCGCUGGCAACAACACAUACUGCUACAUAUUUCGAAGCGAUGUCAACAUCUUCACCUUCUCUGGCAACAACCAUAUCACUCUAUGGAGAUCGAAUCUAAACAGAUUGGCAUCGGCAGGCUCGGUCACUUCCAUGAUACCAUCAUCACCCUACGACCAGGUGUCGAUGGAUACGGCAGACGCUAGGAUCGCCCAGUCAACAGUGUCGAACCCCGCCUCGGCCAUCGAGGUUCGAGUCCAAUCAAUUAGGGUCGUGACCCUACUCAAGUCCACAAUCAAAGGUUAUUCGUGCAAACUCCUGGUGAUUGGCUCGUUGGAGCUCUAUGACUUCCUUGAUCUUGGUGCCAAUGGCCAGAUCGUAUUCGAUUCAAUCCAUAUCACCUCUCCCGGCAGAAUUGACCCAUUCAACGCAACGAUCACCGCAGGUACAGUCCAAAUAGGCAAUGGAUUGUUAGGUUCAGGCAACUUGGUGCUCAAUGGUCAAUUGAUCUCCAAUCACCCGUGUCCAAUGUCCAAUACCUGCUCAUGUCAAGCAUCAACGACAACAACAUCGAAUACCAAGCCAACCGUGCAGUGGACAAGGUGA